Homarus americanus (American lobster) is the source of this 4122-nucleotide messenger RNA. RefSeq names its product tectonic-3-like. The transcript has 8 exons. Gene Ontology annotation, biological process: cilium assembly. The record is from RefSeq and is a predicted model, not a curated record. Bases 1 to 2328 code for a protein of 775 amino acids. Lineage: Eukaryota; Metazoa; Arthropoda; Malacostraca; Decapoda; Nephropidae.
AUGUUACUCAAGUAUCUGUAUUUGGGGUUGACAUUCACGCUCUUACAUGUGAAGCCAUUCAGUGGGGAAAAUCACAAUGACAAAAACCUGGAUAGAGAAGCCACGACUCAAGCACCAGACUUGGUUUUACCCAAAUCUGAAGUUCAAGUGAAUUUGAAUGAUGAUCUCAGUGAAGAAACAUUGAACACUGAAAGUAAUGAGACACUGAUAAUACCUAGCAAUAGUACACAAAAUGAAACGGAUAUUGACUAUGAGUUAAGUGAUAAUAACACCUUAAUUGAGGUUGAGACUACAACCUUACAUACAACUGAGGUUCCUACCUCUCCCAGUCCAGUGUAUGACAGUGAACUUAUUGUUGGUGAUUUUUGCCUGUGUAACCUGAAGGUUGGAUUUUGUGAUAUCAACUGUUGCUGUGAUGAAGACUGCAGUGCUGAUGAUAGAAGAGUGUUUUCUCAUUGUCAAAUGCGCCCUCAGGAUGUUCUGGAUAGUCGCUACUGCUUCCAGAAACAAAUUAUCUUCAGCAAUCAUACUGAGUACAAAGUAGAGUAUAUGCAAAAUGGAGUCUUGUGUAUAGUGACUGAUAAUAUGCCACAACGCACAACUUAUACUACUGUUAAGGGAGCAACAACUAUAGAGGAAUACAAGCAACUAAAGAGGAAUGAGAGGCAUUUUCCCUGGGAGAGCACUAACCAGGUUGUAGAGUUUGAAGUGGCUCCAUACACUGCUGGUUCACUUAUUUGGGCAGUUAAUGAGGAAGGAUAUCUCUUUAAUAUUGGGAUUCCAGACUCUGUUAUUGGGAAUGAAUGUGAAACCAUGGAAUCCUUGCACUUCCUCGAGGACACCCGAUCUUCGUGUAACCGAGUCUUCCAUUAUGUCAGUGAAGAGUGUGAAACUAAUAUGAUCUUCAAUGCCAUUAACUUUUUAUCUUUUUUUGUAGUGGCAGAUCCUAGUACUUUCAAUAAGAACUCAAGCACAGUUAGUCCAUCAGAACCCAUAGAAACUACAUCUUCCGUACCACCUACUUCUACAGCCUUAACUGAUACACUUGAGAAAAAUACAACAGAGCUUCCUAAUUUGGAUGAGACUAUGAACUAUACUGCCAAAGAGCAAACCUCAGCAAAAUUGAUAAAAACUAACGAACAAAAUGGGAAUCGACUAAGAAAUUUUGAUGAAUUAAAUGUUAAGAUACCAGUACCCCCAGAUUUUGGAAAUCUGUUUGAAGAUCAGUUGUUACCAGUCAAAGUAUUUUUAUGUCGUAUAGAAAAUAACGAAGAGAAAUGUACAGAAACAAAUAUAAAUUAUAUACCUCAGCCUGUAUAUACUUAUGGUGUAUGUCAAAAUGUAGCCCAAAGUAUUCAUUAUACAUUAAUACAUAAUGGUACAGAGGGCAUUACUGAUGUACAAGCCAAAGUAUACUUCACAAAUGUGACUGAUGUUAUGACACAUUUUACUAAUAACUUUGGUGUUGAAUAUAUUUGGGCAUCAUCAGAGCAUGAUGUUAUAUUUAAGAGAAGUGGUCACCCAGGCUAUAUUAUUGGAAAGCCAAUUCUAUUAGGAAAGCUGGUUACUAAUGUCACAGAGGAAGGUGACUUGAAAGAAGCCAUCUACCUUGACACUGACCCUAGACAGUGGUUAACUAUGCUUGCCCCUGGAAGAGAAGGAAGAUGUGAUUCACGUUCUCAGGUUACCUUUGGGGAAGAGAUGAGAACAGGUUGCAUUAUUCAGUUGAAGCAAGAAGACUUCAGUGACUGUCAACUGUUGCAGCAUCAGUUCCUUAAACUUCUUCUUGGGCACAUUAGAAGUAACACUAAUGAACUGCGUAUUGCAACCUUCGGUGAUUCAGAUGUCAAUAAUGCUGCAGAUUGGAUACCCAUCCUGAUACCUGAAGAGCCUAGAUCUGGAGCUUAUUUGAGUCAUGAACUGGGGGUAAGCAAGUGUUUUGAUCUCAUCUUGUCCUUGCACUUCGAAAUUGCCUUCAGUCAACAAGGAUCUCUAGCUAAUCCUCAAGCCAAGGUUAUUGGCAUUGUUCUGCACUACGGAGAACCACAGAGUAUCGAAUUUACUUGUGGGAGCUUAGGGUGCCAAAAUGCCCUUUUACAGGACCAAACACCACUAGUAGAACUGGUAUCAUCAGUGUCAUUCGUGGAGGUAACUCAGGCACCACAGCCUGCUUAUUCACAACCUCCAACUCUGGAUGUAAAACUUCCAUAUGACUUCUUUUACCCAUUCUUGCCAUCAUCGUCAUCAGUACCUUUACUUCAUGGAAAGUUCAUACUUGUAUGGAAUACGUUACUGUUAGUGGUACUUACUUUGUGGCGGACGUAUUGAAAUGUUCUUUUAUUUUUGUUUGAAUACUAUACUGUCCAGGUGUAUUAAAGGGAUUUUUUCUCUGGUUAAGAUACCCUCCUCCUGGUGACUCAUUGUUCAUACUCUAACGGUUUCAUCGAGUUCUAGAACAGUUGACUGCCCCAAUGUGGCAGUGAAAAUGAUCGUCAAACUUCAAAUGCCAAAAAUCUGACAAAAGCACUCAAUGUUUUAGUUGAAUUGUGUGAGUCAGAAAUGUCAGCCAUAGUUAUUGGAUGUAUGAAUACCAUUAUGAUUGCCUCACCAGAUACUGUACUAUGGAGUCUAAAUGUGUGAUAGAUGGUCAGGUGAUCCAACGAAAAUAUACAACAGUGGAUGAACAUUUCUCUGAUGGUUGUGUUUUCACAGUUGACUUUAUCUGUGUACUGUACUCUAAAAUAUUGAUAUUUCUUAGCUUUUAUUUCUAACACAUACAGUACAGGUACUCUGUAAUUAAAGGGGCAUUAUUCCACUGUUGUACCCUAUGGAUUUUUUUUUAACUAUAACCCCGUACAGUACUGUAUAUCUUUUCAGUGCCUUUGUCCUUGGGUUUCUUUCCAUCCAGAUAGUACAGGUAUUUUUAAGGCAGCUGGCAGUACACUAUAAGCAAGUUGGAAGCAAAGGAUUAAAAGAGCAUUUGUUAGCAUUGUAAAGAUGGUAAGGAUUUAGUGAGUCUCUCUAUGAAGGAUAUUAGAAUACUGUAUACCGGGUAUUGAAAUAAAUAAAUAAAAUAGGGCUUCCUAGUAUAAAAUAAAGUUGGACAUUUAAGACAUUACAGCAGGUCUGUUGUGCAGUUUGGAAGGCUAAAUUAUGUUAUUACUGUACUUGUAGCCAAGUACUUGUACUAAAAUUUGUGAUUAGUAAAAAUUCUGUAUCAAGUGGCUGAAAUUCCUAGAAGCAUUAAUCUUUCUAUUACUGUAUUUUUUUUACUAUACAGGUAUACUGUAAAUAUCUUCCCUACACAGUUCUCUAAAAUAUGUUGGCAAAACUGAAGGAUUGGAUGAAUUUCCCAUUGUUUAUGCAAUGAGUAACUACCACAAUGUAUUAACCUUUAAUAGUAAGCUGUACAGUUGUGUAAGUGCAGUUACUGUCUAGCCUUUUCACUUUAUUUGUCUGUUGUAAUUAAUUUAUUAGGAAUUAAGAACAUUAUCCCCAGAACUUUCCCUUGUAUGUGUCUGACCCAACAGAAGAUCAGUGUACAGGUAUUAGCUCGAUGAAAAUAGGACGAAAGGACAAUGUACUGCUAGUGUUAGUUUGAUCUGCCAUCCAUAAAAAAGUGUUAGCCAUUGAGUGAUGUCACAUACAACUCUCAUAUUAAUGAAAAAAAAUGGUUUUAAUAAAAUGCUUUGAUUAUUAACAGCCCAUAUACAGUACUGUACAUCUGAGAACUAUUUAAAAUGUGAAUUAAAACAUUUUAAAAAUAGAAGUACGUAUACAACAGAACAAAAUUUAUUUUAGUACUCCAUCUUAAUGUAAAAUUAUAUAAAUAACAUUUUUAAUGUGAGUAUUGACUUAUGAACAGUGUCUUUAUCAGUGAUAUAAAUGGUAGUUAAAUGAUAAAAUUAUAAUAUCUAAUAUCUACAUUGUGCCUUGUUUGUUGUUCAGUGUUUGCAGUUGUGUGAACUUUUUUUUUUAUUUUUUAUUCGUUGAUUAUACAUUAACAUCUUAAAUGCAUGUUAAAAAAUGUCAUUAGUGUGCACUGUGUAUACACUUCUAGUCAACAUUACAGGUAUGCCUCCCUUUAUGAUAUGAUUAUAUUACUGAAAACCCAAUCAUAAA